AUGCCGACUCCGGGAGACAGCGGGGAUUUCGGGCAUCCGAGGAACACCAGGAACGGGAGCUGGGACCUGCUCGCAGGGGUGCGGAAGGGGUACGAGCAGUUUGACUCCAGGAACGCGAGCCAGUCGCACCUCGCUUUUGCGGAUGGGGAUCUACCGAAGAACACGGUGCGUCGCGGCUACUUCAUCCUAUUCCCCUGCGAGCGCGAGCUCUAG
This is a messenger RNA of Dichomitus squalens LYAD-421 SS1, 213 nucleotides long. RefSeq lists its product as uncharacterized. The transcript has a single exon. Lineage: Eukaryota; Fungi; Basidiomycota; Agaricomycetes; Polyporales; Polyporaceae. The record is from RefSeq and is a predicted model, not a curated record. The coding region runs from base 1 to 213 and encodes 70 amino acids.